Messenger RNA from Plasmodium inui San Antonio 1, 7878 nucleotides. Its product is annotated as allantoicase. The transcript has a single exon. The record is from RefSeq and is a predicted model, not a curated record. Bases 1 to 7878 code for a protein of 2625 amino acids. Gene Ontology annotation, biological process: allantoin catabolic process. Gene Ontology annotation, molecular function: allantoicase activity. NCBI's taxonomy places the organism in Eukaryota, Apicomplexa, Aconoidasida, Haemosporida, Plasmodiidae.
AUGGCAGACGACAAGUCUGGGAAGGGGGCGUACAUUAACAACCCAGAGUUCCCGUACAAAAACCUGAACAUUAAGAAGAUUGAACGGAUAAGGAAAAGCGUCAGUCUGGGGAGCAAGUUUCUCGUCCAUAAAAAUCCAAUUAACGAUGAGUCGCGAGGAAGAGAACACGUUCCCAAGCAGGGGAAUUCGCAAAAUUACGCAAAUAGCUUAAGCAAAAAAUUUAGUCAAUCGAAAAAUUUUAUAGAGAGAAAUAUUGAAAAAAUAUCUAGCUUAAGCAAAAAGAAUGACAUGUUCUUGAAGACCAAAAAGACAUGUAACAGGAGCCACGUGGUGGGUCAUGACAUAUACAAGGAUGCAAAGAGGGACAUAAAGGAGAAGGCCACUACGGUUUCCAGUGUCGGCCCGCUAAAAAAUAGGGCAACGGGGGACACUUCUCGGAACAGUGGUAAUGGCAAUCACAACGGCAAUAACCACGGCAAUAACAGCCUUUUAAGCAAAACCUCAGUGAACUAUCCGAAACAAAAAAUUACACUCGUCCAUGCAAAACACAAAAGGGCAGAGUGCGAUUCGGCCAGAAACAAGACGUCUUCUGCGUAUGGUCAUAACCACGGGGAGGAGGCUCCGAGAAUUGCGAGAAAGUUUCCGGUAAUUGGAGAGAGGGGGAAUAGACACCACGUGGUCACCAAUCUUGAGAGGCCCAGAAGCUUUUCCAGGCACGACGUCGACGGUGGCGGGGCGGCCUGCACUGCUAAGCUUGGCAGCUAUGCGGCGAGUCAUGCUUCUUCCAACCAUGCAGCUGCUAACCACAGCAACAGUAAUGCUCUUCUCAGAAGACAGAAAACAUUUCUGGGUGAAGACGCGGCAGGCCAAAAUCGCACGGAGAAAGCGCCCUCCACAAAAAUCGGUAGCAGAACCGCGGGUCAUGACAGAAGCGAAACGCAUUUGAGGAAAAAAGCACAGAUACGUAACGGAAUAAUAAAAAAGAACGAAUGGGUCGAUAUAACGAAUAACAUCACCAUCACCCAGGAGGAGAUAGCCAAAAAUAAGAAGCGACAAACCAAUGCACAAGUCACACUUUACCACGAAGAUAAGGAUAAGCAUGUCACAAAUGAAGGAAAGAAAAAAAUGGAAAAGAAAUUAAAAGAAAGCUCAAACGUAGUAUCACCUUAUGAGGAGCAUGAAAUGAAAAAUAAACGAAGCGAUUAUGUAAGGGAUAGGAAAAUAAAACGCGAGGGUACCUUAGAAAGUCACAGAAGUGGAGACAACGAGAUUGGACAGCUAGAAUAUGAUGGUUCUGGUGAAGGGGUGGAUAUAGAUUGUACGAACCAUCAACGGAAACUUAAACCGACAGAUGAGGGGGAGCAUAUGUACACGCAAUAUAAUCUCCCAAAUGGUUAUCAUUACGGUGGAGGUGGCGCUGAAAAGGAUGGUCGUGGAAGCACUGAGAUGUGCGAAUCGGGUGCGGGAGAUGAUGUAAAUGAGGAAAAGGAAGCAGUCGAUGAAGACAACGAAGAAGAGGUCGCCGUCGCAGAGGAAUCGCAAGGAAGUGGAGGAGACCGCGCCCUGCAGAAACAGGCCAACAAGAUAACUCCACCAAUCUGUAAUAACAAUGACGCAGAGACAGGAAAAAAAGAUUUUCCAGAAAAAUCGAUAAGCCUAAACGACAAUUCUUCCAUCGAUACGGUUACAAAUUACAGUCUGCAAAGUAAGAAAGACUAUCAAAGUUGGGGGGACAAAAUAAAGUUAAAAAAUGGAACAACUAAAAAACUGCGAAGCUUUGACUAUACGUCCCAAACGAUGCACAACGAAACGGGUAAAGCUUUUUCUUCUCGAUAUGCACAUUUGGACUCACUUGAAAAAAAAAAAAAUGAAGAAAGAGUUAGAGAUAAUAAAAAUGUAAACGAAUUUUUUGGAAAUGUUAGAAGCAGCAUUGGAGCGCUUGACGAAUUACUGUGGAGGCGGCUUGCGAACUUAAAAGGGAGAAGAGUCCCACCAAGUGGAAUGCGUGUGAUGAAUGGGGGGAAGGAAGAAGGUGCCUACAAUGGUACUACAACGAUUAGGGGAUCAAAUGAACGUCUCACCUCGCGUGAUAAUUAUUCAAUAGAUGAGUAUCGAGUCGACGGGGGAAAAUCCAUUCAGGAGCAUUCUUCUGCCAAAUAUAGGGAAGGACAAAGUGACGAAAUGGAGGAGCCCUCUGAGGAGCCAAAGGGGAUGGCGAUGACAUCCAUCAAGAGUGAAGAAAAUUACCUCAUUGAUCGAAAUCGUUAUAAUAAUAUCAAAACAGAGGGGCAGAAGGAAAUCGAGGAGAUUAAACAUAAGCAACAAGUGGACACGCAUUAUGACGAAAUUGAGCAGCAAAAGAUAGUUACCGAAAUGGAAAAGUUAGAUGAUAGAGCGUGCGAUGAGUACGCUAAAGAAAGUGACAGUGCACACUCAGAUAAAAAAUUAUCGGAUCCACCUUUAGUGCAAGACGCGCAGAUGCGCACAUGUGCCAACGGUUUGGAGAAUGUAAUCGAGGAACGAGAUUCUCCAAGGGAGGAAAGAAAUACACUAAAUGAGGAUACACUUAAAAAAGAGUUUGCCAAUUCAUAUGACUACGAGUUCUCCAGCUCGCGUAAAGCGAAUCAUAGCCUUUCUGGAAGUAACUUUUCUCCUCUGCACAAAAAUUAUUCGACCGAAGGGGAAAACCUAGACAAUGCAAACGAGGGCGAAGCACACAGUGACGAUGACGACUAUAAAUCCGUAACGGAGAAGAACUCGGCGAAGGACGAGAUGGAGGAGGGGGUACAAGUAGAAAACACGGACGAGAAGGAGGAGCAAAUGGGAGAAGAAAUGGAGGAGGAACUGAAAGAAGAAAUGAAGGAGGAAAUGAAAGAAGAAAUGGAAGAAGAAAUGGAAGAAAAGAACGAGGUAAAAGAGGAAGCAAAGGAAGAGGAAGAAGAAGAAGAAGAAGAGAAAGAAGAAAAAGAGGACGAAAAAGAAAAAGGGGAAAUACUGAAUGAUCUGCCAAAUGAUGACAAAAAUGCAGCCAAUGAUAAAAACCACGAUGGAAGCAUCCCCAAAGAACAGUCUUACGGAGAAGAAGGACACUCCAAGGAGCCUAACAGAGGCUAUUUUGACAAGAGCAUUAAUGAGGACUCAGUGGAGGAGGAACAUUUGUACGACGUCCCCGAAUGUGCGAAGAUUCCUAGUAGGGUCUUAUUAGCAGUAAAUGGGAAAGACGCACAAAGAGGUGUGCAAAAAAAUGCUCACGACGAUUCGGUGCAAUUUAAUAAGUUGGGUGGGGAGCCCUUCGCAGGAAGACGCGGAAUAGUCAGGGCUGAUGAAGGCACAGAUCAUCGUGGAGAUAAGCCAGAUGAGCAGGAUGAGGAUAAACACAAGUUCCUGUGUAGCUCCAACGACACUUACCAUGUAGAUGUAUUGAAGUUGUACAAUAAUAAGCUAUCCCACGAAGGGGGGAACAAAAAGAACAAUAAACUUAUAAACAAAAAUAUGAUUUUGAAGGAAAUAUUCGGCUCGAAUUAUGAGUCCAGCUUGAAAAAUGAUCUCAACGAGUCGAGUAAUGUGAUGGGAGGCGAGGAGGAACCGGCGGAGGACGACGGGGACGAAACGAGAAACGUCGCGGAAGAAGAAGUGGCGGAGGAAAACGCAGAAGGAGACCCAGAGGAAAAGGCGCAAAAUUACCUACACGAGGACAUAACCGAGAACGAGCCGUCGAAGAAAAACGAUGCAAUCAUAAGCCAUGGUAAUUACCACCAUUAUGUAAGCAACAAAUCGAUCGGAAGAGAUAUCCACGAGCCGUUCCAGUCUCAGUUUGAUAAAAGUAACAGCGUGGAGAAAGACUUGUUUGGAAGUGAGCUAGCCAACGACGAGGAUUCGUUGCUUAAAAGGUAUGAAGAGACUUCCUCUCCCCUGAUUUUAUCCAAGCCCUUGUUUAACGACAAAACAAGUGAAAGCAGUUAUAACACAAGUGUGUUAAUGGGGCGAGCAAAAAACGAAUCUCUGACAUUUAGGGACACCACCACAGGGGGAAAUAGCCAUAAGGAUAGAAACCGUAACGGUGAUGUCCUCUUAAAAAAGAAAGGGCUGAAAAAUUUAGAGGAAACGCCAAGUUACACAGAGGAAAAGCGAACGCAUACUGCUGAUGAGUUUUCGAGCGAAUAUAAGGGAGGCGGAUAUACAUCGGAGGCAGAGUCGGACCAGGUGGUGGUAGGCAAAGCACAGGACCCAGCGAUGCAUGCGCGUGAUGUUGUGACGCAGGGGUGGGGAGAAUAUUACGACGAUGGGGGAGACAGAUAUGGGGAAAGCAGCGAUGCAAAGAGGGUGGAACAAGUGGUUACCGAAAACGAAAUGGUCAAAAUUGAGGGGAUAGGCGAAAGCGCUGCUCGGGAGGAAGUUAACAACAGAGCACCGAAUGAAGAGAAAAGGGAACCAACGGAGGGACUCUUUGCAAAAAAGAGAAAGGGAAGCAAGCAGCCAUAUGACCAUUACAUUGAUCAGUAUGAACAGGGCUUCGAUGUGGUGAACCAGAAGGCAGGUGAAAGGAAGAGGAAAGAAAUAGACGAGGAAAUAGGGAAGUAUGAAACGAGGAAGGACAGUCAAGGUGGGCAGUACCGCAGUUAUAAGGAUUACGUAAAAGGGGAAGAAGUGGAAGGGAGAAAGCACAUCGGAGAAGAACCCAGGGCAGAGGACACGGGAGUACCAACAGAGGAGGAUAAUCCAAAGCAUCCUCACAAAACAGCAUGGACGCGAAAAGCGCAACGCACCAGUGACGGAGUAGCGAACACAGAGAAUGAGUUGACACAUGGACAUAAUGAAACCCAUGGCGAGAAAAAAAACAAUGCCAUUUGGAAAUACAGGGAUAAGAAGUUCCUAAUCUAUAGAGACAAAUUAUUUGAAGAAAAAGAAAGGGAAGAAAACCAAAGGAAGUCCCACAUGAAGGACGAACUGUUAGACACGCAUUAUGGCAAGAAGUGUGAUGUAAAUAAAGAGAGGGAAUAUUUAUUCGACUCUAUAAGCGAUAAUUAUAAUUAUGAUUACCUGAAGAAGGGAAGGAGUGGCAAGAGAAGCUCCCAGAUGAUGAAUUUGUAUGAAAGCAUUAAAAGCAGAAUGGAAGCUGGCGGAAACAAGGAAAGUGACAAUAGCAACUUGAAGAGCGCCAUAAGUGACGACUACUAUUUGGACUACAUAAAAAAUAGGAGAAAACAUAGCAACAAAUAUGAAGGCAAAAAAAGUGGAGUAGAUAACUAUAACAAGGCUCAGCAAAGCAGCAACGAAAACGAGUUCACGCUAAACAAAAGGAAAAGAAAGAAUAUAUUCCAAAGUGACAGCCUGAUAAAUGAUAGCAAAGAUGAACCAAAUUUUGAUCUGCCACGUAACAAUAAUGAAUUCCUGGAUAAUGUGAAGAAAAAAAUAAAAAAAAUUGACCAUAUAGAAUGUAGCCAUCUAUCCUAUGGGAACAGUGAAUGCUCCAAGGCAGCUGCGUUGUAUAGCAGCAUAAACGAAACAACAAAUAGUAGCCACACCAUCGUAUCGAAGAGGAGCAAAUAUAUUUUGAAACACUCGAAUGCUUCCUCUCUUUAUGAUGACGUCCCUUUGUUUUUUAACUUUGUUAACUGUAGUUCAAUCGUGCUAGGAUCCGAAAUUAUAUAUGUCACAGAUGAGACGUAUGGGAAGUGCGAAAAUAUUUUAAAAGACAAACCAUUCAACACGGCCAACAUGGAAAGGGGUUACUAUGAAAAUUGCUCCAAUGACCUCUAUAACGCGACGAAUAGUAAUUUGAGCAUUGGCAUAGGCCACCAGAGGGAGCGCUUAGACGACAUGGGUGAUAAAGGAAAGGUUGCCAAUUUGUUGGGCGAACCAGUGAACUGUUCUAGUGACGAGAGGAUUGGGGGGGGAAGCGGUUAUCUCAAAUUAUGCGAAGACUCAGGUAAAUGGGGGGAAUGCCCGGGGUGGCUCACCAAAAGAAGAAUAAAAAAAUAUUUCGAUUUCUGCAUAGUGAAACUGUGCAAACCGACCCUCAUCAAAGGAAUCGACAUUGACACGAAUAAUUUUUUGGGAAACUACGCUCCGUAUGUUUCUAUCGAAGGGGCGUACAUCGAAGACGAUAUGUUAAUGAGUGCGGAGUCGUUUGCGAAAUAUGUGGACCGACUUAAAUACAAGAAGAAGAAAAAAAACGAUUUCAUGUUUGAGAAGGACUUUUUUUCGCAUCACCCCUCUCGGGGGAGGAGCCGCGAAAGGGAGGGAGCACAAAACGAGAAUGGUGAAUGCAGCAAGACAGGUGAUGCCAGCAACAGGAAUAACGAUCGUAGCUCUGACGCAGAGAGGAAAGAUCUGUUCCUAUCGAGCCGGAACAGCAGCCGGGAAAACCGCUACUGGAGCAAUGACCGCAGACAUCUGGGCGACCACGUGCUCAACAAUAGGGAAGAAGUAGAAUUGGUGAUAGACGGGAAAACAUAUUUUAAAAGAAACAAAUAUUUUUAUGAACCCAUUUUGAUAGAUCCCCUUGACAAGUCGGACCAGGAGUAUGAAAAUUAUUUGGAAAUUCUAAGGUAUAAUGAUAAGUAUAAAAAAUUGAGGACUAACCCUAAGUCGACGUCUUUUGUGGCCAACGGAAAUGAGUAUCGCUACAUAGACAAUAAAUUGUACACGCUUGUGGAUGUAACGAGGGAGAUAUCUAGUAGGUAUCCAGGAAUCCACAAGGGGUGCUUGUUAAGGAGCUCCUCUUCCCCACUGGGCGCGGAGAGGAAUGGGGCUAACAGUGGCGAGGGGAGGGAUUAUUCCAUUGGUGACCGCUAUGGAGAUCAUUUCGUCGUAGUGGAGGGAGGUGGCCUUGGCGGAGCAGAGCGCCUUGAGAAGUACCGCACGGGGAGGGCAGCCAACGGGAAUCGGCACGAGAAUGGCGAAGAUGAUGAAGAUGGCAAGAAUGGUGAAUUUGGUAAGAAUGGCCAAAAUGGCGAAAAUAGCGAGAAUGACGAAAAUAGCCAGAAUAGCGAAGAGGAGGAGGAGCGGAGCACGUUCCUCGCGAACUCGUACAACUCAAACACGCUCUUUUUAGACAACGAUUACUCAAUAGAAAAGAAAAUCUAUAACGACCUGCACAAGCAGUAUCAAUGGGUAUCCAUCCUAGAGGACGAAAGGAUGAAUCCUGGAUUUAAAAACUACAAUCAUAACUGUUUCAACAUAAACACGUGUAACAAAAUAUUUACGCACCUGAUUGUGUGUUUGCUCCCCGACGGAGGAAUAAACAAGUUGCGAGUGUAUGGAGAGAUAAAGAUAAGUGAAAAGGUUCGAAAAAAAAGUUACAAAAAGACGAUUAACGUAUGUGAUAUUCUAGACGGAUCCCACGUCGUUUACACAACUGACGAGUUGUAUGGAAAAUCCGAAAACAUAUUGAUCGAUCAGAACUCGGAGUAUAUUAUGGGGUGGCAAACAAGAAGACUCAUCAAUAGGCCCCUACGUUACGUUGAAAAUUUGACGAUAAAUAACAUGUCCUCCAUAUUUUUUAACAACAACUAUUGCAUAAUUAAGUUGAGUUUUAUCACCAGCAUUAAGUAUAUAGAAAUUAAUACCAUAUUUUAUGAGUACAAUUUUCCCUUGUGUGUCUCUAUUGACUACUGCUAUAUGAAGGAAGUACACUCGGAGGAGAAGUCCAAGCAGAUUCAAUUUUUUGGUGAAAAUAUUGAGAACAUUCAAUGGAAGGAGCUUCUCCCCCUGUCCUACAUUAAGGGGAACCAUAUCAACUUCUUCACGGUGAAUGGCAGCAGCUCUGACGUGGCAACUUUGCCCGACAUGGUGUCCUCACACCUCCGUCUGAACAUAUACCCCGACGGGGGUAUAAACACGAUCAAAGCGUACGGCACGGUGGUGGAGGUGUAG